Messenger RNA from Tarenaya hassleriana, 1130 nucleotides. RefSeq names its product 11-beta-hydroxysteroid dehydrogenase-like 4A. The record is from RefSeq and is a predicted model, not a curated record. Lineage: Eukaryota; Viridiplantae; Streptophyta; Magnoliopsida; Brassicales; Cleomaceae. The transcript has 6 exons. The coding region runs from base 35 to 952 and encodes 305 amino acids. Gene Ontology annotation, molecular function: oxidoreductase activity.
UCUUAUCCAUUAGAGAAAAAAAACCCUGCGAGGCAUGGAGUUGACCGGCAAGAUCCUUAGCAUUGUCGUCCCUCCUUUGUUUUUUAUUUUACUUUUUUUGUUAUCACCAUUGUUAAUCCUCUUCAAGCUCCUCCACCUCGUACGGAGAUAUUUCAACGCCGAGAAUGUCGCCGGAAAAGUUAUCCUCGUCACCGGAGCUUCCUCCGGCAUCGGCGAGCAUAUCGCGUACGAGUACGCGCGUAGAGGAGCGCGUCUGGCAUUGGUUGCUCGGAGGGAGGAUCGUCUCCGGGCGGUGGCUGAAAAAUCCCGGCGGUUAGGUUCGCCGGACGUCGUUGUCAUAAGCGGCGACGUUUCUAAUGUUGAAGAUUGUAAGCGUUUCGUCCAAGAAACGAUCAAUCAUUUUGGUCGACUGGAUCAUCUGGUGAACAAUGCCGGAAUUUCAGAACUGAAGGCAUUCGAAGAUUACUCUUGCAUCACUGAUGCUUCUCGUGUUAUGAACAUUAACUUUUGGGGAUCGGUAUACGUCACGCAUUUUGCGGUACCCUACCUAAAGAGGAGUAGAGGGAAGAUCAUUGCCAUAUCCUCCGUCUCAGUGUGGCUUUCACCUCCGUAUUUGAGCUUCUAUGUUGCAGCAAAGGCAGCGAUGAUAAACUUCUACGAGGCGCUAAGGGUCGAACUCGGACGUGAAAUCACAGUGACAGUCGUCAAUCCUGGGCUCAUCCAGACAGAUAUGGUGACUCCUGAAAUGGUUGCCGCUGAAGGGUGGGCAUGGCUGCCAUUGACGUCGGCGAGGAGCUGUGCGAGAGGAAUAGUCGAGGGAGUUUGCCGGCGGGAGAGAUUCGUGACGGAGCCGAAGUGGUACGCUGUCUCGUUCUGGUUGAUGGCUCUUUGCCCUGAGCUGACGGAAUGGUACGGCCGUUUGAACAUGAACCCUAGUCCAAAACGUUACUAGAAAAAAAAGAAAAAAAAGAAAUGCCCGUUUGGAUUUUGAUUUGAUUUAUGGUUCAAUUUUCUUCUCGUGAUUUCUCUUUUUGUACCAUCACAUCAAAAUCAUGGGUCAUUAUUAAUGACGAAAAUAAUGAAUGACAGAUCGUUGAUGCAGACUAAAAUGAUAGUAUUUAAUAUGGUGA